GACCGCUGUGAGUCAAAACAGCUGCCCGGAGGAGGAGAGGGUGGCGCUUGGCGGACAGACAGUUCCUUCCGUUCUUUGGACAACGCCACUUCCCUGGGGCCCCACACAGUGUGUGGCACAUACUAGGUUUUCAGUAAACAUUUGUUGAAGAAAUGAAUAGAUGAAUUCAUGGAAAGAUUAGGAAAAUGGGUUAAAGAGAAUGGAAGGAAGAGAUGAAAGAUUUAAAAACAAAUUAGAUAGUAGAGAAGACUCCAGUCCACAUCCAAGACAGCGCCCUCAGGCUUCCUGGAGCCGCACCUGCUCCUGGCACCCCAGCCUUCCAGGCUCCAGCCACACCGACCCAUGGAGACCCCCGCCCCCAGUGCUUCCGGUUAGUCUCCGCCUCCGCGCUGAAGCUCCCAUCCGCUCUCUGUCCCGUCCUUGCGAGUCCUCACCCCCAUGUCCUUGCCCGGACCAGCAGCGCCAGGACUGGCGGGUCUUUCGGGAGCUCGGAGAAAAGAUGGAUCAUGUGAGUGGGACUGAGAGGUUUAUGGAGCUGAGCUCCCGCGGCUGUAAAUCACCCUGCCCUGCCCGGUAUAAAGCGCCCGUCCAGCCCGGCGUGGGAGAGAGGAAACGCUCGCCGCCCUCUGACCCCCAGCUCAGCGCGGGCUCCCGGCCCAGCCAGUGACCCCUUCAACCUCCUCCAGUCGCCACUGCCAUGUCCGAGGAGCUGGCCCCCGGCCCCACCGAGAGCCCGCCGGCGCCGCGGGCAGGCCCCCGCGAGGUGUGGAAGAAGGGCGGCCGCCUGCUGUCGGUGCUGCUGGCCGUGAACGUGCUGCUCCUCGCCUGCACGCUCAUCAGCGGUGGCGCCUUCAACAAGGUGGCGGUGUAUGACACCGACGUGUUCGCUCUACUCACCACCAUGAUGCUGCUGGCCGCGCUCUGGAUCCUCUUCUACGUCCUCCGCACCGUGCGCUGCCCUGAAGCGGUCCCCUACAGGGACGCGCACGCCGGCCCCAUCUGGCUCCGAGGUGGGCUGGUGCUGUUUGGGAUCUGCACUCUCAUCAUGGAUGUCUUCAAGACCGGCUACUACUCCAGUUUCUUUGAGUGCCAGUCAGCCAUCAAGAUACUCCACCCCCUCAUCCAGGCUCUGUUUGUCAUCAUCCAGACUUACUUUCUCUGGGUCUCUGCUAAGGACUGUAUUCACGUCCACCUGGAUCUGACCCGGUGUGGUCUCAUGUUCACGCUCGCCACCAAUCUGGCCAUCUGGAUGGCAGCCGUGGUGGAUGAAUCUGUGCACCAGGCCCACUCCGACAGCAGUUCUCACAGCAACACCAGCCACAGCCGCCUCGCUCCUGACCCAGAGCGUGCAGGCAGCCAGGUCGGAGAGGACUGCUCCUGCAACACGGCCGUCUGCCAGAUCUUCCAGCAGGGUUACUUCUACCUGUAUCCCUUCAACAUCGAGUACAGCCUCUUUGCCUCCACCAUGCUCUACGUCAUGUGGAAGAACGUGGGCAGGCUGCUGUCCUCCUCCACCCACGGCCACGGCCACGGCCACGGCCACAGCCCAUCGCGGGUCAGCCUCUUCCGGGAAACGUUUUUUGCCGGCCCAAUCCUGGGCCUGAUACUCUUCGUGGUGGGGCUGGCCAUCUUCAUUAUCUACGAGGUCCAAGUGAGUGGGGAGGAGGGCCGCACCCAGCAGGCCCUGGUCAUGUACUACAGCUUCAACAUCGCCUGUCUGGGGCUCAUGACCUUGGUCAGCCUGAGUGGCUCCAUCAUCUACCGUUUUGACCGCCGGGCCAUGGACCACCAUAAGAACCCCACGCGCACCCUGGAUGUGGCCCUACUGAUGGGUGCCGCCCUGGGCCAGUAUGCCAUUUCCUACUACUCCAUUGUGGCCGUGGUAGCGGGCACACCCAGGGACCUGCUGGGGGCACUCAACUUAGCCCACGCUCUGCUCAUGAUUGCCCAGCACAUCUUCCAGAAUGUGUUCAUCAUCGAGAGCCUCCACCGGGGCCCACCUGGGGCCGAGCCUCAUGAUACGCCCCCCAAGGAGCCCUGCCACGGCCUCACCUUUGCGAACCUGGAUGCCCUCCAUACCCUGCCCUCCUGCCCACCCACCCCUACGUUGGCUGGCUCCAGCCCAGCGGGCCCUCCGGAAGCAGUGGCCAUCAUCUUGGCACCCGAGGGCCACUGGAGACGCCGGUGCCUGAAGGAUAUUUCUCUGUUUCUCCUGCUGUGCAACAUCAUUCUGUGGAUCAUGCCUGCCUUCGGGGCCCGCCCUCACUUCAGCAAUACUGUGGAGGUGGACUUCUACGGCUACUCCCUCUGGGCAGCCAUUGUCAACAUCUGCCUGCCUUUCGGCAUCUUCUACCGGAUGCAUGCUGUCUCCAGCCUCCUGGAGGUCUACGUACUAUCCUGAAGCCCCCCCGACAGAGACAUGGGGGGCCCUCGGCUCAUGUGCGCACCCAGAGACCCUCGGGAAUGAGCCCAAGGCUGGCAGUCACUGUGCCACAUUGCCACCCAUUGCCCCCUGGCCCCAGAGUGGGAUUUUCACAGAAGUUAUUUUUCCAGGACGGGUUUUUAAAUCACAAUCAGGACAUGCCCAUCCACCCCAACAUGACCCUGGGGCGUGAGGCAACCAGGGACGGACACCUCUCCCUGCAGCACUUUUAGGACCAGGAUCUGGAAGUGUCCGUGGUCCAGCUCCACCCCUAAUCCCAGCCCUGUGGCCAGCCCUGCUGCCUGGAGCUGAGAACCAAUAAACCUGCAGUCUGCCCACUGUCCCCCACUUCUUGUCUCAGCCGCCCCAUCUGAAAUGAUCACAGGAGAGGAUCUUGGGGAUCAGAGUUGGAAGGGUCCCUGGAUUUUCAGGUCUCAAGCCUUUCAGUGGGUGAGCCAAGUCUGAGUUACAGACCAGAGCCUGGGUGGCUGGGAGGGGCCGGGCAGAGUACCCAGGGGGCCACUUCCUCUUCCCUUUAUCCUUAAGUGACAUAUGCAUGUUUUAUGGGUUCCUUCUUGCACAAAAGGUUAGGAAGGAGUGACCUAGUUCAACUACCAUUUUACAAAGAAAGAAACUGAGACUUGCCCAAGGUCACACAGCUAAAUAGCCAGAGCCUUUCUACUAAGAAUAAUAAUUCUCAAACAGCAGAACUUUU
Equus quagga is the source of this 3137-nucleotide messenger RNA. RefSeq names its product otopetrin 2 (gene OTOP2). Gene Ontology annotation, biological process: proton transmembrane transport. The transcript has 9 exons. Gene Ontology annotation, molecular function: proton channel activity. Gene Ontology annotation, cellular component: membrane. The record is from RefSeq and is a predicted model, not a curated record. NCBI's taxonomy places the organism in Eukaryota, Metazoa, Chordata, Mammalia, Perissodactyla, Equidae. The coding region runs from base 698 to 2401 and encodes 567 amino acids.